AUGGCAAGCCAUUUUCUGCUCUUUUGGCUCUCCUGGUUCGGGUUGACAACAGCCGCUUGGAAUGCAACAAAUGCUACAAACUCUGAUGGUCCCAACAAUGGGUCAGCGCGUUAUCUUCCAUUGUUCGAAAAGCACUCCAACUCGACACCAAAAUUCAUCAAUGUCACUGGAAAAACCGCCAAUCCUUUGAUAAAAGUGCUGCAGGACAAGAACCAACCCAGUCGUAGGAGAGAUCUUCUAGAUCUCUCGAAACGUGAUCUACCCGAAGGAACCUGCGCACCAGGCACUCCAUGCGUGAAUGGGGCGUGUUGCAGUAAGACAGGCAUUUGCGGUUUUGCUCCAGCGCAAUGCGGCUCUGGCAAUUGCAUUUCGAACUGCAAUGCAACUGCCCCCUGCGGUCAAUACGCGAAGAAGGAAGAUCAGCAAUGUCCGCUGAAUGUAUGCUGUUCUGACUACGGAUUCUGCGGCUCUACGGACCUCUUCUGUACAACUACUGGAGAACAUCCAUGCCAAAAGGGAUAUGGAAGUUGCGGUGACUCUCCACGACCAUCUUGCGCUGGGGGAGAUAGUACCUCGGAAAGAACUAUCGGAUAUUAUGAGAGUUGGUCAACCACUCGAGCGUGCGAUAAGAGAUCGCCGGAAGACAUUGACCUGACCCCGUUUACGCAUUUGAAUUUCGCAUUUGCCUUCUUCGACCCUAAAAGCUUUGAGAUGACGCCCAUGAGCUCUGGCGAUUCGGACCUUUACAAACGAUUUACCUCUUUGAAGUUAAAAAAGCCGGCAUUGCAAACUUGGAUAUCAGUAGGAGGCUGGUCUUUCAAUGAUCCGACGAAUGUACCAAAUACACGGACCGCUUUCAGUGACAUGGUUGCGACAUCUAGAAGUCGCCAAGCAUUCAUUUCGAGUCUCGGUCGAUUCAUGCAAACAUACAACUUCGAUGGUGUCGACCUCGACUGGGAGUAUCCCGCCGCGGAUGAUAGAGGCGGCGUAAAGGCGGAUAAGACAAACUUUGUUACAUUCCUGAAAGAACUAAGGUCAGCCUUUGGAAGCCGACACGGGAUCAGCUUGACACUCCCAGCCUCUUACUGGUAUCUCCAAGGGUUCGAUGUAAAGGCUAUCCAGAAUUAUGUCGACUGGAUGAAUAUUAUGAGUUACGAUAUUCACGGAGUCUGGGAUAAAGGCAACAAGCAUACCGGCCCAUAUGUGAAACCUCACACCAAUUUGACCGAAAUCGAAGAGGGCCUUGAUCUGUUAUGGCGAGCUGGGGUUGAUCCAGCUAAGGUUGUCCUCGGUUUGGGUUGGUACGGGCGGUCGUUUACGCUGGCGAAUCCAUCGUGCAACACUCCAAAUGGCGUAUGUACCUUUUCGGAAGGAGGUACUCCAGGAGAGUGCACAAACUCGGCGGGCACCUUAACGAAUGCAGAGAUCAACCGAAUUAUUGCAAAAGGGGGUGUUCAGAAGGGGUUUGAUCGUAAAGCAGCCGUGAAAUGGAUUACCUGGAAUUCCAACCAAUGGAUCAGCUAUGAUGAUGGAGAGACCAUACAGCUGAAGAUAGCUCACGCGAAUAGUCGCUGCCUGGCAGGGAAAAUGAUCUGGGCCGUUGACCAGGACGAUUCGCAGAGCUCCAGCGUCAACGACCUCCUAGGAAUCGGUCCCGCAAAUGGAAUAUCCGCCGACAAAGCGAAAAAGAUCAAAGACCAACUAAAUAAUGCAACGCAGGCGGCCGCAGUAGCAAGCUCCUGCUACUGGACCUUUUGCGGAGGCGAUUGCACACCUGGCUAUUUUCCUGCCACUACCUCCACAGGUCAGAUCGCCGGGGUCCAGCGUGACACUGAAUGUCCUGCGGACAAGCCAACAACCCUUUGCUGUGCCCCGGGAACUAGCAUGGGCAAAUGCCAAUGGGAUGGCUGGCGAGGCGUUGGGCUAUCCUGCGCCCCGGUAUGCACUGACUCUUCGGCGACGAUAGUGGCGCGCAACACAAACUCCAGAGAUCAAGACUGUAACGGCGGGUACCAAGCGUACUGCUGUAGUGGAUUUGUCCCAUCUUCAAAAACCAAUACAGGGAAUCUUGGGCUGAUCGGUCAAGGUGGAGUGAGCAAGCGUGAUCGCCGUGGAGUCCGAGGGGGUUUCCUUGGUGGGAUUCUGGGUGCUACUUUCUGCGCGGAGCUUGUAGCUGCUGCUAACGCAGUUCUGGCCUUCUUUACUGCUGGUCUAUCUCUCCUCGGUAUUCCAGCUGAGUAUGCGGCAUGC
Messenger RNA from Lindgomyces ingoldianus, 2250 nucleotides. RefSeq names its product killer toxin alpha/beta. The annotation marks the transcript as partial. The record is from RefSeq and is a predicted model, not a curated record. The transcript is spliced from 2 exons. Gene Ontology annotation, molecular function: hydrolase activity, hydrolyzing O-glycosyl compounds; chitin binding. Gene Ontology annotation, biological process: carbohydrate metabolic process. Lineage: Eukaryota; Fungi; Ascomycota; Dothideomycetes; Pleosporales; Lindgomycetaceae.